ACUUUUUAUUGCACAUUCCCACACAACAAAAGAAUUGCUUAAAUUUCUCAAAAUCCAUGAUUUACUAUUUUUAAUUUUUGUUAUAAAAAUAGAAUAACAAAAUAAAAUAAAAUAAAAUACUGUGCUCCAAAAAAAAUAAAAAUAAAAAAUUGAAAAAAAAAAACAAAAGUCCACCCAUUUCAUUCAGUGAUAGGAGGAAGAAGAAAGAGAGAAGAGGUUGUGUUGAAUCAGUGAGUUUCACCAACCCUCUCAAAACCAAUCCCUAGGGUUUCCUGAACCUUCGAGAAACCCUUAGAGGAGAGAGAAAAUCACCUCUCAUCAAUGGCGUCUACGAGCUCCGAUUUGAUCCGAUCCAUCGAAUCGGUGCUCGGAGUUUCAUUGGAUUCGCCGUCAAAUUCUUCUGCGAUUGUCAUUUUGACGACUUCGAUUGCAUUGAUUAUCGGAUUGGUGGUUAUUCUAUGGAGAAGAUCGAACGAUCGAGGUAAAGUUUGUUCGGCUUUUGUUGCUCCUAAACCAUUGAAGGUUGAACCUGAGGAAGAUGAGCUUGAAAUUGCUGCUGGUAAAACUAAGGUUACGGUGUUUUUUGGUACUCAAACUGGUACUGCCGAGGGAUUUGCUAAGGCUUUAGCAGAAGAGAUCAAGGCAAGAUAUGACAAGGCUUUAGUGAAGGUUGUUGACCUGGAUGAUUAUGCUGCGGACGAUGACCAAUAUGAAGAAAAACUAAAAAAAGAAACUUUAGCAUUCUUCAUGGUUGCCACUUAUGGAGAUGGGGAGCCUACUGAUAAUGCUGCUCGGUUUUGCAAAUGGUUCACAGAGGGUAAUGAGAGGGAACCAUGGCUUCAGCAAUUGACAUAUGGUGUUUUCGGCUUGGGAAAUCGUCAGUAUGAACACUUCAACAAGAUUGGAAAGGAUCUAGACGAAAAGCUCGUUGAACAAGGUGCAAAGCGUCUGGUCCCUGUUGGUCUUGGCGAUGAUGAUCAAUGUAUUGAGGAUGAUUUUACUGCUUGGCGGGAAUCUUUGUGGCCAGAGUUAGACAAGAUUUUGAAAGAUGCAGAUGAUACAAAUACUGUGUCAACACCAUACACAGCUGCUAUUCUUGAAUAUCGUGUAGUCAUUCAUGAAUCUGCUGUCACAACCUUAGAAAAUCAGUACAACACUAUGGCAAAUGGCAAUGCAGCUUUUGAUAUUCAUCAUCCAUGCAGAGCUAAUGUGGCGGUGCAAAAGGAGCUUCAUAAACCAGAAUCUGACCGCUCCUGUAUACACUUGGAGUUUGAUAUAGCAGGCACUGGAUUAACUUAUGAAACUGGAGAUCAUGUUGGAGUCUAUGCUGAGAAUUAUGAUGAAAUUGUGGAAGAAGCAGGAAAGCUAUUGGGUCAGCCACUGGAUUUGAUUUUCUCGAUUCACACAGAUGCAGAAGAUGGUACACCUUUGGGUGGCUCACUACCACCACCAUUUCCUGGUCCUUGUACACUUCGCUCUGGUCUGGCGCGAUAUGCUGAUGUUUUAACCUCUCCUAGAAAGGCUGCACUACUUGCUUUGGCUGCUCAUGCAUCAGAACCCGGUGAGGCAGAGAGAUUGAAGCAUUUGGCAUCACCUGAGGGCAAGGAUGAGUAUUCAGCUUGGAUUGUUGCUAGUCAAAGGAGUCUAUUGGAGGUCAUGUCUGAAUUUCCAUCAGCAAAGCCUCCUCUUGGCGUAUUUUUCGCUUCCGUGGCUCCUCGGUUACAACCGCGUUACUAUUCUAUCUCAUCCUCACCAAGACUAUAUCCAAACCGAGUUCAUGUCACAUGUGCCUUGGUUUAUGGUCCUACGCCUACAGGGAGAAUCCACAAAGGGGUUUGUUCAACUUGGAUGAAGAAUUCAGUUCCUUUAGAGAAAAGCCAGAAUUGUAGCUGGGCUCCAAUCUUUAUCAGAGCAUCUAACUUCAAGUUGCCGGCAGACCCUUCAGUUCCAAUAAUCAUGGUGGGACCUGGAACUGGUUUGGCUCCUUUCCGAGGAUUUUUACAGGAAAGACUGGCUUUAAAACAGGAUGGCGUCCAACUUGGUCCUGCUAUACUCUUCUUUGGAUGUAGAAAUCGUAGAAUGGAUUUCAUCUAUGAGGAAGAGCUGAACAAGUUUGUUGAAGAAGGAGCUCUUUCAGAGCUGAUUCUUGCAUUUUCAAGGGAGGGGUCUCAAAAGGAGUAUGUUCAGCAUAAGAUGAUGGACAAGGCCUCGUACUUGUGGAGUCUGAUUUCUUCUGGUGGUUACUUAUAUGUCUGUGGUGAUGCUAAGGGCAUGGCUCGAGAUGUUCAUCGAACUUUGCACAAUAUUGUUCAGGAGCAGGAGAAGGUGGACUCCUCGAAAGCAGAAUCUCUUGUGAAGAAAUUGCAGACAGAUGGACGAUACCUUCGGGAUGUGUGGUAAGCUGUAUCUAGGAGUUACCUUGUUCUCAUCUGAGCAGUAAUUACAGGGCUCUUUGAGCUCAAUCGACUCAUUUUCCAUCCAAACUCAAAAUUCCUACGGCAGAUGAUAGUGGAUGGUGGGAAGUAAGCUAUUGCUUACUCCACUUUUCUGUAUCUAUUGUCACCCUUUUUGGCUGACUAGAGGAUAGAACAUUGUCGAAUCUAUAUACAUUUAUUGUUUCUACAAUCAAAGGCUGUGUGGCGGUUGCAGAAGUUAUCAAGUUUACUCGCAAGAGAUUGUAGGUCAUUAGGAUACCCUUGAAAUCAUGAAAUGUAUUGUGCACUAUUGUUUAUCUAAGAUGAAGAAUAAAGCUUAUAAUUUAUGUUUAUAUAGGAAUUUAAUUUUAUGUAUUUUUCUUCAGCAAUUUGCCUUUUCAUCUUGUUCUGGUUUA
Molecule: messenger RNA, 2830 nt
Organism: Chenopodium quinoa (quinoa)
Lineage: Eukaryota; Viridiplantae; Streptophyta; Magnoliopsida; Caryophyllales; Amaranthaceae
Product: NADPH--cytochrome P450 reductase-like
Exons: 18
Coding region: 322-2400 (692 amino acids)
Cellular component (GO): cytosol
Molecular function (GO): flavin adenine dinucleotide binding; FMN binding; NADPH-hemoprotein reductase activity
Source: RefSeq, a predicted model, not a curated record